AUGUUACACUCCUCCUACCCCGGUUACCUCGCCAGUUUCAGACAUGUUUUCAACUGGACUUAUACAUAUAGGCUGGAUUCUGACUUUCUGAAUUCUUACAGUAAAGUAGUUCGCCGACGACGCCCUCACUUGUAUCCUGUGUACCAUAACUACGCUGCAGGGAAACGCAAAUUAGCUGCUUGGUUCGUCUCCAACUGCAGUCUUUCGAGUGGCAGAGACGUAGUUGCCAAGAAGCUACAAGAAUGGAUACAAGUAGACGUCUACGGGAAAUGUGGUCCCCUGAAGUGCAAACAGCAUGCCUUGUGUAUGAAAAUGCUUGAGAACAGAUGCAAAUUCUAUCUCUCUUUCGAGAAUUCGCUUUGUCUCGAUUACGUCACGGAGAAAUUCUUCAAAAUUCUGAAGUAA
This is a messenger RNA of Penaeus indicus, 405 nucleotides long. Its product is annotated as glycoprotein 3-alpha-L-fucosyltransferase A-like. The transcript has 4 exons. Bases 1 to 405 code for a protein of 134 amino acids. Lineage: Eukaryota; Metazoa; Arthropoda; Malacostraca; Decapoda; Penaeidae. Gene Ontology annotation, cellular component: membrane. Gene Ontology annotation, molecular function: fucosyltransferase activity. The record is from RefSeq and is a predicted model, not a curated record.